Messenger RNA from Pseudocercospora fijiensis CIRAD86, 5585 nucleotides. RefSeq lists its product as uncharacterized. NCBI's taxonomy places the organism in Eukaryota, Fungi, Ascomycota, Dothideomycetes, Mycosphaerellales, Mycosphaerellaceae. Gene Ontology annotation, molecular function: guanyl-nucleotide exchange factor activity. Gene Ontology annotation, biological process: regulation of ARF protein signal transduction. The record is from RefSeq and is a predicted model, not a curated record. The transcript has 7 exons. Bases 1 to 5394 code for a protein of 1797 amino acids.
AUGUCGCUCUUCGAAGUGGUAAUCGGCUAUAAUUAUCCAGCUGUCGACGUUAAUCUUCUUCCGGAAGGCGUAGUAGAUAACCUCGUGUUCGUCGUUGCGCUUAUAGCCAGUCUUAUUAAGCUCAAAUCCACGCUCUUAGCUCAGGUUCUGUAUAUAUUCUUCGAGUUUAUCUGUAGGCACCAUCUCAUCGUCCGAGUCGCUCUGCCCUUCUUUAUCACCAUCCACCUCCGCCGAGCCAUCUACCUCCGCCGAGCCAUCUACCUCUACCGAGCCAUCUACCUCCACCGAGCCAUCCACCUCCACCGCCGGCGGCGGCGGCGGCGGCGGCGGCGGCGGCGAGUCGAGGCCAGCGAGAAGGUCCGCUAUCCAUUUAUCAUCCAUUCCGUCAGAGUGCAGUCCUACUCGGCUGCGAUGGAUACAUACUAUGCUCAUGCAUCCGCCUCUACUGCAUCCUCCUCCGCUACUGCACGCCAGCCAUCUCCACCCAACAGCCUAUCCAUCUCUGUGAGUCCACGGAAGAGCUCCAAGGGCUUCAGGGACGGCGCAUCGACGUCGGCCGCCGGCAUUGGGAGUCGUGGUGCAGCUGGUUAUGGUCGAAGCCAGAGCCAGAGCCGGAGACAGAGCCACAGCCUGAGCCCUCCUCGCACGCCGCCGCCGAACCGUUCUCGCAACAAACGAAAGGGCAAACAGCCACUACGUCCGCGCCGGAGCCCUCGCCGCAGCCCAGUAGCACAGCAGCAGCCAGCACGACCUGCUGCCGCAGCCCUCAUCGACGCUGCUGAUGCCCGCCAUUCGCAUGGACUGUCCUGGAACUCAACCACGCGCGAUUCCGUAGUCGAAAACCUGCUGUUCUCGCUGGACAACAUCUCCCGCGGCGACCUGCCUCACGACACCAUGAACGGACCAGAAGACGAGGAACGACACCGCUACCUCUCGUCCUUGGCCACUCAAUUCUCCGUGCCGAAAGACACUCGAGACACUCGAGCUCGGGGCCAUACCUAUUCAUCGUCGACAUCGGAUUUCGACUCGCGGCCACUCAAUGGCCACUCUCCGGCGAAGUCGACACGGUCGUCGACGUCGAAGACACGUCGAAGCAACAGCAGCUCCAACUUUGGCAUUUCGAGCUUGACAGGUCGAGCAAAAGCCAACGGCAAAGCGAAUGGCAUUGGAAGAAACAGCAUCGAUACACAGAGACAUAUCGACAAUGGUAGUCUGUUUGGUGGAAAGCCAAGCAGUGAUGGCGGAAGCACAACUCGUGGCUAUGGAGCUGUGUUUGAGAGCAGCAGACUUGCUUGGGCUGGUCGCUCUAUGAGCUUAGAUCACAUCCCAGGCGAGGCAGACGCACCUUCCGUGCUGGAUCGCGGACGGCCUGUGCCUUCUGUGCAUAGCAAGUACGAUUCCAAUGACGCCGAUGGUGCUGCACCCGAGCCGACCAUCGCCGCGGGACCGCGAAAGAAGCAGAAUCCAUCAGCGACCGGUCCAGUAUAUGUUAAUGCAGCACCUUCUACUAAGAAACAGCCGGCGUCACUGCGAAAGACGACCACUCAGACCGAUUUAAGGUCGCAGGCUUUGCCAAGCCCUACUAUUUCCCAAGAAAUUAGGAACCAGGCGGAAGCGUUCGUGCGUACCAGCACCAUGCGCGGAGGCGCAUCGAUGGUGCCGGUGCCGCCAGCAAUCUCCUCCAAUUCUCUCAACAGCGUUGCUCCCAGUCCUGGCAUAUCGCACAGAAGGAGAGACCCAUCUCCUCCGCGCGAAAAGCCCGGAUUCUUCAAGCGCGUCUUCGGCGGCGCGUCGUCGCGUGUUGUCUCGUCGCCAGCGGAGCAGCGGCCAAGCUCAAACCAAGUGCACCACCACCACGACAGUGAUGAUCGGGCCAGCGCACCUGCCCGAUCAAUCUCGCGUGCUUCUGCGGCAUCGCAUGCAAAGACCGAAUCCAGACAACCAACGUCGACCGGUACUGCCCAGAAUGCCGCGCCCCACACGCUGAACAAGAAGCCAUCAUCGUUCUUUCGAAGACGGAAAAAGUCGACGUCAGAAGCGUUUCAGCCACCACCAUUGCCAAUCCCAUCGACCAUUCCCACCACGCUUAAUGCCAACCUGACCGUGCACAAAGCUGAGCCGAGUCCUUCAAUCAGCAGCUUGCGCAAGGUAAUGGACCCUUUCCUGUCUCAGGAUACACCUCCAAUGCCAAGCAGUGUCACGGGCUUGAAGGAAGGCGCCUCCAGACCCCAUACGCGCGACUCUGCUGCCGAGAACUCUGAAGACCCAGACAUAUUCCAUACUGGCUACACACCGCCUCCAGACGCCUCGCUUGCACCACCACCACCGCCGCCGCCGCCGCCGCCGACGUCUCGGCACCAAGAAGAAAGCCCAAACCUUAAAAUGAAACUCAAAAAGCGAAGACCAGAUGGCCUUGCAACGACAGGCAGCCAGGAUCUAACAUCAACCACUUUCUUGCAACAUCCUGGAACAGCUGCAUCAAACGGGACUGUGCGGGAUCCCGCGCAAGACGGUCCAAAGGUAUCACCUCUGUCCGACGUGACUCCCACUGCAUCGCAUGAAGUCGGGCACAUCUCGCGUCGUCGGCCAAGCACCGGCGAUCGUAUCAUCUCGUCACAAGAAAACAGUCCAAUCGAAGGCUCAAAUCAGGCAAUGCGAGAUUUCAGUGCGGGUACCAAUGUCAGCCUCACUUUGAACGAGGAUGGCUGGUAUGUGAAGCCACACCCAGCUCCCGAGAGGCCACUAUCCAAGAAGUCAGAGCGAUUGCUUUUGCGACCAACAUCUUCAGAGGAGCGACUGGACGGGCCAGAAGAGCUCUCGUCGAUAGAAGGCUCUCAGGCAUCACCAAAGAUAAAAUCGGAAAACUCGGAACAUGCUCCCCAGCCGGAACCGAUUUCCCCGGUGCUGGAAAAGUUCUUACACGAGCCAGAACCAAAGCUUCUUCUACCUACCGUGACAGUGGAUGGCGGCACGCUCUCACGCAAGUCCAGCGAUCCUACUAUCAUCCGAGUGCCUUCGCCGCUCAUAGAUGAGGGUGCUGAAUACAAGGAGCGCGCUCGCAGAAUCUUUGAAGGUGAUGAAGAGGAUGUCCCAAAGUUUGACGCGUGUUCGUGGCUUGGCGAGAGAAACACUCUCAGUACCAAAACGCUGCAUGCUUACAUGAAGUUGUACGACUUCUCCGGCCUGAACGUUCUAGCUGCUCUCCGAAAUUUGUGCUCAAAGCUGGUGCUGAGGGGCGAAACCCAGCAGGUCGACCGCAUCAUCACAGCACUUUCUGCAAGAUGGUGCGAAUGCAAUCCGAGCCAUGGCUUCAAGGCGCAGGAUGUUGUGCACACAAUAUUCUACUCGCUGAUCUUGCUGAACACCGACCAGCAUCUUGCAGACAUCGGCGAGAAGAUGUCGAGAAGUGCAUAUGUCAAGAACACCUUGCCUACAAUCAAGCGUGUUGUGACUGAUGCCGCACCUCACGCAUUUGACGAAUCUUUGAAGCCUACGAUGACCGCACUGCGUCCUACAUUACCCUGGACUGAGCGCAAGGACUCAAAUACUUCUCUGCAAACGUCUCCAAGGGCGCCAACGCCUGAUAUAGAACGUACUGAGUCGACACCAUCCGAGGUAAAUCAGAACUCGGCAAUGAACGCCAGCCUCAAGCGCCUUUCCAUGCGACCCGGAGUAGCACGGAACGACUCCGAGACACCAGAUCCAGCCCUCUCGAGUGUAUCCAAUGCCCUUGUUAACGGCCCGUGGACAGGAUCAUUCAGAGGGUGGGAAGCACAAAUGGAGGACAUCUUGAAGUCAUUCUUCAACUCAAUCCGCUCGGAACCACUUCCGCUACAUGGUGCUGUGAUGGGCGAUAUCAUGAAUGGCCGCAAUCUGUCCGUGGUGGACCUUACGAACGGACUCAAACGAACAGGCUCUGUGGUCAGUAGGGCGCCCUCAGAUAACAUGUCGUACCGGUCGAAAGGCGACUUCCGCUCAAUGACCGCAAGAUGGCAAGGCCGAGCGAACAGAUCGAGGCCAAAGAUUUACCCUGCAAGUACUGUGGGAUCGUCGCGCACCAGCUUCGACGAUGGGAGUGGUUUUUGGUCGCCGGCUAUGAGUAGCAAGUAUUCUUUCAGCAAAACCCUCACAUCUGCAUCGGUCGGCAGCUUCCAGAAUCCAUUCUCACCCAUGGAAUCCUUCAAGCACUCUAUGGGGUUUGCCAACGCCCUUUCGCAGGCCAUCAUCAGAGAAGAGACCAGUGGAGGCGACAGUGAGACUUUCUCUGUGCCCAGAGGUUUGCUCGAAGACGAGACUUUGGCUCUCGAGGGUGCCCCGUGGGCAAAGGAAGGACUUGUCAAGCACAAGCAUCAUCUCGAGACUCCUGAUCGCAAAGCAAAGGACAGGAAUUGGAACGAUUAUUUCGCUGUCAUUAGUAAAGGCAAGCUGACACUCUUCGCUUUCAACACCACCACCAAGACGCAAUCGCUUGGGAGAAAAUCGCACUUCGGCAAAUCUGGCAAGGCAGCAAGCGUGACGUCGACACGAGUUGGCGGUGGCGACUGGAUGGAGAACGCUGAGCAGCUCGAGGUGUUCAUCCUCCGCCAGACCAUUGCCUCAACGCUGCCGCCGCCUGGCUAUAGUAAAGCCAGACCGCACGUAUGGGCCUUGUCGCUACCAUCUGGAGCCGUGCAUCUCUUCCAAGUAGGCACGCCGGAGAUCGCUGAAGAGUACAUGAGCACCGCAAACUACUGGUCUGCUCGACUGAGCAAGGAGCCUCUGGCAGGUGGCGUAUCAAACAUCGAAUAUGGCUGGUCUGAGCAGGUCAUUAACACAGCACUGGUAGAACGAGCAGAUGCAGUCAACACUCCGCCGUCCUCAAUGGCAACCCGAGGUCACGCGCAUAGCAUGUCUACUGACAGGCCCAGCCUUCAGUCCUCACUACGCAACAGCUUCGAUACUGGUUUCGGUAGCGCAAAGACCAGAUUGCCGGGAGACAAAGUCAUCAUUCAUGAAUGGCAACCUCCCAGUCAAUCUAUGAUGGCCAGCCAGUUGAUGGAGGUCGAUCAGCUUAAGCAGCUGACAGCCUACGUCCAGGCUUCGGAAGAAGAGCUCGAAAAGCAUAACGAGCUUAAGCACGCAAUCGAGCUUGCAUUUUCACCACGUCAUCCUAACCACAACAAAGCCAUGACAAAUUGGCAACGCAAGUCGGAUUACUUGCUUCGCGAGAUUGUCAAGUUCAGAACGUACAUUGACAGCCUAUCCGCAGCGCAGAAUGCAAAAGAGGCUUUCUACGCAAAGAAGGCCGACGGGCGGCUGUCACCUGUCGCUAAGGACGAAGAUUAUGAUGUACCAGGAAUUGAGAGAAGUAUAAUGGCCACCAUGGCGCCUCGCGGGAUUCACACUUCAGGCUGAGAUGCGCUCUUGUAAUUGAAAGCGAUUUGGCGAGAUUUGGAGAUGCAUGGGACGUCUCUUGUAACAACAGCUUCGCUCACCUUGAAUUCUUUGAUCAGCGCGGCGUUAAGUGCGCAAACGAGAAGAUGAUCUGUAUACCCGAGACGAUAUGUAACACCAGCUUCGAGCAAACGAAAAAGUUUUCAUAUGGU